AUGCCGGGAACUCACUUUCUGCUCAAUUUGGUGACGACUAAGCAGGCCGCCGCCGCUGCGCAACAGCUCAUGGGCAAUCCGAAGAAUUACAGCGCUGCUUUGCUGCGAACAGUCCUCUUUUCUCCAGAACGUAUUCAAGUGCGCUCAGAGGGAACGCUCGUGUUUCCGUGGGAGGCAAAACGUGGCAGUCAGAAUGGCAUCAAGUCUGUUCAUGGCGGGGCCCUGUCCAGCUUGGCGGACGCCUUCACAAAGAUUCACGCCCAGGCGUAUCUACCGCAGGCGUGUGUAGAAUCGGUGAGCUUCGAAAUCAGCUUCCUUUCCGCCGUGUUCGAGGACAAGAAGUGCAACUGUGUGACGCGUCUCGUGCGCCUGGAGGACACGAUCAUCUUCACAGAUUUUUUGUUCGAAGGCGAAGGCAGCGACGAGGUGUACGCUCGCGGUACCCACGUUCUGACAGCGAAUCCGCGUAUCGGAAACUGA
Leishmania braziliensis MHOM/BR/75/M2904 is the source of this 480-nucleotide messenger RNA. RefSeq lists its product as hypothetical. NCBI's taxonomy places the organism in Eukaryota, Euglenozoa, Kinetoplastea, Trypanosomatida, Trypanosomatidae. The record is from RefSeq and is a predicted model, not a curated record. The transcript has a single exon. The coding region runs from base 1 to 480 and encodes 159 amino acids.